CGACGGAAAUGCUCCCUGAUUUAGCUCUCCCUGCAAGUAAUGGCGGAAUAUAAGCACAACACUAAGACGUUCUCCGACGAUGGAGCAGGGCCCGAGGAGGAGGGAGGCAGAGUGAAAACUAAGCCUGUCUCUUCCAGCACUGGAGGAGGAGGGGUGGGAGGAGGGAAGCGAUCGGCCCAGGAUGAUGCCCCGAGUCCUGGGAGGUCGUCCACAGACCAGCCGGCGCCACCAAAAGUCGCCAAGAUCGGCUUUGGCCUGAUAAGCCAACCGGUCAAGAAGCCUAACCCUAUCUCCAUUAAGCUUGGUGCCAGUAAACCCAAAGAACCUGUGCCCACACUUCCAGCUAAGAAACCACUGUCUUCAGUCUUCAACGAGGAUGAUGAUAGUGAGCCAGAGGAGAUGCCACCAGAGGCCAAAAUGAGGAUGAAGAACAUCGGCAGAGAAACCCCCACCUCUGCAGGGCCUAACUCCUUCAACAAGGGGAAACAGGGCUUCUCCGACCACCAGAAGCUCUGGGAGAGAAAGCUGAAGACCCAGUCCGACCACCAAUCCUAGACUGGCAACACCAGCUCUGGAUCGGAUUGGAUGAUGAUGAUGAUGAUGAUGAUAAUGACUGACGUCCUGUUUUAGUAUUAAAGUGGGCCGGCUGGGUCACUGUUUUGUGUGUGAACCUUUUUGUUUGAUACCAGUGUAAAAAUGUAAAUAUGUAACAAUUUGUUUUCACGCUCGCUUCUCUCUCUUUAUUUUUUCUUCUUUUUUUUUACGUGUGUGUAUGUGUGGUAUAAUCUUUUCCAGUGGAUAUGCCAGACAUAUGUUGGCAGGGUUAAAACAUGAACUGGUGAGACUCUGAUGGCUGGAGUCUCAGGGGCUAGACUGGGAUCUCUACAUCUGUGUAUCACCGGCCUGUCUGUAUAUUCAGUCCAGAAUCCUGACCAUGUGUGCCCACGACCCCCCUCUUCACCUGUCUGUCAUCCCAGUGCCUGAAAACUCACCUGUCGAAAGGGACCUUGGUUGGAAAAUAAACUUUGAUUCAAUUCUGA
This is a messenger RNA of Hypomesus transpacificus, 1040 nucleotides long. Its product is annotated as PEST proteolytic signal-containing nuclear protein-like. NCBI's taxonomy places the organism in Eukaryota, Metazoa, Chordata, Actinopteri, Osmeriformes, Osmeridae. Gene Ontology annotation, biological process: proteasome-mediated ubiquitin-dependent protein catabolic process; protein ubiquitination. The transcript has 5 exons. Gene Ontology annotation, cellular component: nucleus. Bases 40 to 555 code for a protein of 171 amino acids. The record is from RefSeq and is a predicted model, not a curated record.